GAAUGACCCUCCUCCCCGUGCACCUGUGGGAACGUAGUGUUGUUUGUUAGCUAGCUAUACUUGUGGACGUUAUAACAGCGUAGUGCUCUCCAUCCAUGUCUUCCUGAGGGGAAAAAGCCGCUCUACUAUGCGCAAAAGAGCCGACACGACGUUUAUGCCUUACUUUGCAGGAUUUUGGAACGCCAACGGGAUAGACGACGACGUUUCCGCGGAAGACGGAAGCGAGAAUAAAGACAACAUAGAUGAUGGGAAAUAUGAUACUGGUGACGCUAUUGCUACUUUUCCUGCCAACAGAGCUGCUCUCCAUCCAGGUCAUCGUUCCGGAAUCGGAGAGAAGUACAACUUUGUUUGCGUCUGUGAUCCUUCGCUGCGACUUCUCCACUUCUGCAAACCCUCAGGAGGUGACGGUCACCUGGAGAUUCAAAUCCUUCUGUAAAGACCCCGUUCUGGAGUACUACUCCACUGCCUAUCAGGCCGCCUUGCAGCUGGGUCAGGACCCGGCUAACGACUGCCCGGACCGUCAGCGAACAGUCCGCACCGUGCUCCAAAAGAGAGGCCUGAAUGAGCCCACACUGGGUGUGGACUACCGAAACCGCAAGAUUACCGUUCUAAAUAAGGCUGACCUGUCCAUUACUGAAGUAAUGUGGUGGGAUAACGGCGUGUAUUUCUGCACCAUUGACGCUCCUGGCGACACCUCGGGGGACUCUGAUCGAGAAGUGAAACUCGUCGUUUAUCACUGGCUGACAGUGCUGUUAAUCAUCCUGGGCACCCUCCUCCUCAUCAUGCUUCUUGGCAUAUGUUGCUGUCAGUGCUGCCCACAGAAGUGUUGCUGCUAUGUGCGCUGCCCGUGCUGUCCUAGGACGUGCUGCUGCCCAGAAAAAGCUGUGAUGCAACACAGGAUGCUGCGUGAGGCCAAAAGGGCCAUGGUGCCUUGGAUGCACGGCCAGCCCAUUUAUGCUCCCAUCAGCUCCAACAACUCCAUCCAGGGCGUCCCCAUGUUGUAUUCAGGCUCGUAUUCAGAUGCUGGCAAACAGAACUUUGCCAUGGCACCCAUGCAGCUGUCCCCCAUAACCCUGCCACCGCAGCAGCCUGCUCCCCCCCACCACCUGAAUGGCAGCGCUACAGGCAGCGUCCAAAACACAAGACAUGUGUUGGACUACCUAGAGAACCAGGUGAGGGGGCUGGAUGUUGCAGUGCCCCAGAUGCCAAUUCACCCUGUCCAAAACAUGCACCAGUUACCAGCUCAGCCCCCGCCACCCCCUCCUGUUGUCCCCUACACCCCCGGGCCGCCCAGUAUGCUGUCGGCCCUGGAUGAGAUGGGCGUAAGGGGGACGGAGAGAAGGGUGAUCACCCUGCCUCCCAUCAUCCAGCGUGUACCCAGCUUCUCCUCACACAAGGGGCCCAGAAGUGGAGAUCAGGCAAGGGGGGGACAGCGCUUCUCCAGCCAGUCCAGCGGGAGCACCAACCCCUCCGGAAGGGACGUUCAACGAAACAGCCGUGGAUACAGAGACAUCUCUCCACCAAGACGGGGGAUCCUGCGAGACUACAAAGACGACUCCGACUGGGAGGGCAGGCGAGGAAGAACGAGCCAACGUAACUGGAGGGACCAGGGAGGUGGUGGAGGAGGUGGGCCCAGGCCGAGGACACGCAGCCGCGACGACCUGAUGGAGGAGCUACAGAGCAGAACCGCGUGGAGGGAGAGGAGCUACUCCCCUCCGCAACGCAAAGGGUCCUGGAGCUCAGACGAAGAGGACAGCAGGAGGAGAAGGGGGGGUCGAGACAGGGAUUGGCCAGAGAAGCCCCCCAGCUACUCUUCUGUUGAGAGUCAACCCAGACACCCCAACGACCGCAGGAACUACAUCCGUCUUUCCGAUAGAAGCUCCCGUAGCAACACCAGCGUAGUCAUCUGAAGCAUUUCUUUGUUUUCAAACCUUUCCUAAAUGGUGCAAAAUGAAGGCAAGCUGCAUUCUUUACCUGCUUCUCAUUUAAGGAUGAACUUGUUUUUAUUAUUUAGGUAGUUUUAAAAUUACAACGUUAAUGGUUUAUUUUCAUCAAAAUACUGUAUAGUAAGUUGUGUAUUUGUCUUAGUAACUUUGUUAGACUGACGGCCAUGAGAAGUGUGCUAUAAGGACCUUACAGGACUUUGCUGUAACUUUUAAUGUUUUGUUUUGUUGUGUGUUAAUUAUGUGAAUUGUGCAUGUUUUCAGUAAAACUACUAGUACAACCUGUGUAAAAUAAAUAAACGAUGUGCCUGCCAAUGAGGAGUCACUGUAAAAACCAUGUGAACAGCAAAACCAUAAGAAUAAAUUGGAACAACACUACAUCAAGUAGAACUCAAGACGUCCAGCAGAG
Dunckerocampus dactyliophorus (ringed pipefish) is the source of this 2352-nucleotide messenger RNA. RefSeq names its product immunoglobulin-like domain containing receptor 1b (gene ildr1b). Gene Ontology annotation, molecular function: high-density lipoprotein particle receptor activity. The record is from RefSeq and is a predicted model, not a curated record. The transcript is spliced from 8 exons. Gene Ontology annotation, cellular component: plasma membrane. The coding region runs from base 243 to 1910 and encodes 555 amino acids. Lineage: Eukaryota; Metazoa; Chordata; Actinopteri; Syngnathiformes; Syngnathidae.